Messenger RNA from Oncorhynchus masou masou (cherry salmon), 2025 nucleotides. Its product is annotated as peptidase inhibitor 15-like. The transcript is spliced from 7 exons. NCBI's taxonomy places the organism in Eukaryota, Metazoa, Chordata, Actinopteri, Salmoniformes, Salmonidae. Bases 1 to 1248 code for a protein of 415 amino acids. The record is from RefSeq and is a predicted model, not a curated record.
AUGCUUGCAACACCCUUCCCUGCUCUGCCACGGGCCUAUCUCCCUUCGAGUGUUCCCUGGGAUAUCAGCCCCUGCUCUUCCCUGAGCAGGAAGAGGAGGUCGGCAUACCUUCUGUCCAGAUGUAUGUUCGCCUACUGGACCGGUCGGCACUCCUCAAGACCACCUCCAUGUAUCAACGACAAGCGGAUCGCCAUCGGACCCCGGCUCCCCGGCCCACCCCUCCUGGGGGUUCGACCAGGGGGCAGGGGUUUCCAGUACCUAGUUGACUGGGAGAGUUAUGGCCCGGAGGAGAGGUGCUGGGUCCCCGCUAGAGCCAUCCUGGACCCCAGCCCUCAUUGCAGACUUCCACCAAGCACCCCGGUCAACCAGUUUCUAAAAACAUAUAUAUUUAUUCAACAUGCUUUCCCUCCUCUCCCCACUCAACAGAAGUCUACUAGAACCAUGUGCUAUCAAAACUCCAUCCAGAGGGUAGAGAUGGGUGCUGCUUGUGCUCAACUCCUCUUCGCUGCCAUCUUCUGGUCAAUGCCUUACACUGGAGCUGCUGCUGUGCUGUCUCUGUCCAAAUCCAACCAGACAGACCUUCUCCAACUAACUAGGUCUGCCUUCGAGGCAGAGUCUGACUGGAGUAAUCGGAAUCUUACUAGCAUCGACAUGCCUCGUAGCCGAAGGAGGAGAGCCAUCUCCUCCAGAGAAAUGAAUGCCUUGUUGGAUUAUCACAACCGUGUCCGCUCCCAGGUCUUCCCUCAAGCUGCCAACAUGGAGAUCAUGGUGUGGGAUGGGAAACUGGCAAAAUCAGCAGAUUCCUGGGCUUCCCGCUGCAUAUGGGAUCAUGGACCCUCACAGACCAUGAGAUAUAUGGGCCAAAACCUGUCCAUCAACUCUGGCAGAUACCGAUCAGUCAUUGAGCUGGUGAGGUCCUGGCAGGAUGAGAAAAACUCAUUCUCCUACCCCAACACAUGCAGUGGACCAGUUUGUUCCCACUAUACACAGAUGGUAUGGGCCAAUACCAAUAGGAUGGGAUGUGCCAUCAACAAGUGCUCAAACAUGAACGUGUAUGGGAGCUCUUGGAGAACAGCAGUGUUCCUGGUUUGCAACUACUCUAUCAAAGGGAACUGGGUUGGAGAGGCUCCCUACAAGAGUGGCAAACCAUGCUCUGCUUGUCCAUCAAAAUAUGGAGGUUCGUGUAACAGAAACCAGUGUUCCUCCGCUGGUUCAAAAGUCAAAGCCAAAAAACGAAAAAGAUAUUAAAACAAGUUGGACGUCAGUCACAUUUUCCCUGUUUUAAUGGAAGACUUUAAAUGAUUAACUGUUUCUUGUUGAACCAUUCCAUUGAUCUCAUUAAAAAAACAACUUCAAGAGAAGAUGUGUGAGAUGCGAAGAAUUUCUAAAUAAUAAUAGUAAUUUAAAAAAACAAGAACUGGUUUUGCAAAGUUGGAAGUAACUAAAAAUGACAAAAAAGUUUCUGUGAUUAAAUUACAGUACCACUAUUUUUGUGUUUAUUAUUAACAAGUGUUUGAUGCACCACCCACUGGAUGUUUAGGCAAGCCCCCCUAAUUAUAAGCCUAAGGAACUUAAACUCUUGGGUUGCAAAGCUCCAUUUUGGGCCAGGACAUACAGAACCCAGCUACCUAAAACCACAAGGGAAUUAUGUUGCAUUCAUCUAAUUAUAUCCUUUAUUGAAAAUGUUGAGAAGAUGAGUUCAAUAUAUUUGUAGGGCUAUGCCAACGUGUUUGAUAAGUCCACAAACUGUUUGCACUGUUUUUGGUUGAUUAUUUGGCUCGAGUGACAUUUUGCGAAGCUAUUUGUAUUGAAAAUGAAGCACUUUUAUAGUUCACUGUUUUCUUUUUUUUUUAUUGUAUAAUACAUGUUUACUGUAAAUUUAGAGACAUAGAUCAUUUUUAUGAAUUGUUCUGUUGUAGACCAAUUAUCUUUUAUAACAUUGUAAUUCACUUAUUAGAGGUCACGAUUGGCCUGAAAAUGACAACACUGUCAAGCAUUCUUUGAAUAAAAAAGAAAGUGAGUUUA